UCGAGUAGACCCUCCUCUCCUUCCAUGGCGGCUUUCAAGUAUAUCUAUCUGUUGAUGUUGGCCACCACAGAAGAACUCCAUCCUUCCGCCACCUUCAAAGGGAAUGAAGAGAUUGACCUCCAUGGUGGUUAAAUUGGCCAUGAUGGGUCGCAUGAUGAUGAUGGUGGUGGUGGUGGUGGUGAUGAUCAGGAGAGUUGAAGGCCACAACGAUGCAGGUGACGGCGGCCACUGCGAUUCCAAUCCUGAGUACCGGAUACAGGCGGAGUAUUGGGCUGGAGGGAUGAACAUCGACGGCCACGCUGACGAUUGGAACGACGUUGAUGGGUUCUCCUUCCCUCUCCUGCCUGCGUUGGAUCCAGACGAGGAUAAGCAGUAUCCGGGAGGAUCGGUUAACGUCAAGGCUGUGCACGAUGGUAGAGACGUUUUCUUUAUGCUGCAAGUUAAUGGCGAUUAUGCAUAUGAGAAAGGUGACCAAAAACGAUGUCCAUCUGUUGCUCUCAUGUUUCAAAUUGGAGAAAAUGCUACAUACCACAACAUGGGUGGCUGUGAGGACAUGCCAGGCACUUGUACCAACAAAACAUGCCGGGGACAUGAAGUUGACAUCAUGCACUUCUCCAUUGGAACUGCUGUACCGGGACGUCUCUAUGGUGGCAAUCAUCUAGAUAACAGUGAGGGUUCUGGGGGAGACAGGUUUGGUCAUUUGGUGGACCUCUACUCAUGGAAUCCACACUGUCGAUAUCUUGAUGGAAGUGGUCCUGCUGGUAGUCUUUCUGGAAAUGUUUCUAGUGCACAGAAUGACUGGAAAGGAGCUUGGUGGCAUGAUAGUUUUACCACUCACUCUGGUUUUGUGGAGGAAGACAGCCCAUACUCAACAAAUGGUCAAAAAGGCACAUAUUAUUUUGAAUUCUCAAGGCCCCUAAGAACGAUGGACCAUCUUCAACAGGACGCACAAUUCACAAUGGGUCAGACAUCAAACUUCGCAGUUGCAUUCUGGUAUCCCAUGGACGGGAAACCAUGGAGUGGAUCCCAACACUAUUCCGCUAAUUGUAACUGGAUGCCACUUGAUAUUGCCCAACCAUCUACUAGCUCCGCUACAAGACUCUCGUCAGGUCACUCUAACUCGGAAGAUGCAGUGAACAUCUUUGCCAUUCUCUUGUCGGUGGCAGCAUUCUGCAUUUCUGUUUUUAUGGCAUAUUGGAUUAAGAGGUCUAAGGCUGUUCCGUUCACACCAAUCGACCAUCUUUAGCCCCCCCCCCCUCUCUCUCUCUCUCUCUCUCUCUCUCUCCCUCUCUCUGUUGUAACUUACAAAUUUGAGAUAUACGAUUUGAAGUGACAUUUAUUUGGAUUCAUUUA
Nymphaea colorata (pocket water lily) is the source of this 1353-nucleotide messenger RNA. RefSeq lists its product as uncharacterized. Gene Ontology annotation, molecular function: heme binding. NCBI's taxonomy places the organism in Eukaryota, Viridiplantae, Streptophyta, Magnoliopsida, Nymphaeales, Nymphaeaceae. The transcript is spliced from 8 exons. The coding region runs from base 104 to 1246 and encodes 380 amino acids. The record is from RefSeq and is a predicted model, not a curated record.